AUGGCCGGACCGGCGCAGUGGGCCGACCACUUCCCCACGUGCGGUGGUUCUCGUCAGUCACCCAUUGACAUCACCACCACGACGGGAGGAAACGUGGCAACACGCUCACUGAAAUUCAGAGGCGAGUGUGCCAACUUUAAUCUCACGCAGGCGACUGAUACGUUCAUGGCAAGUGUCGUUGGAGGGUCCUGCGCGGCAUCGGCGAACGGUGCCUCCUAUAGCAUUACGCAGUUCCACAUCCACGCCCCCUCGGAGCACACCCUCGAUGGCAAGCCGCUGGACGGAGAGGUCCACUUCGUCCACAGCAACGCAGACGGCUCUGCCCUUAUGGUCGUGGGUGUCUUUCUGCAAGUAGCGAACGCAGGCACGACGGACCCGUGGAUGGGCUCGGUGCUCGACGGGAUGGAAGCUGUCACGCCGGCCGCUGCAACCACGAUGAACGUGUAA
Phytophthora infestans T30-4 is the source of this 447-nucleotide messenger RNA. Its product is annotated as carbonic anhydrase, putative. Gene Ontology annotation, molecular function: carbonate dehydratase activity; zinc ion binding. NCBI's taxonomy places the organism in Eukaryota, Oomycota, Peronosporomycetes, Peronosporales, Peronosporaceae. The coding region runs from base 1 to 447 and encodes 148 amino acids. The record is from RefSeq and is a predicted model, not a curated record. The transcript has 2 exons.